Molecule: messenger RNA, 1170 nt
Organism: Panicum virgatum (switchgrass)
Lineage: Eukaryota; Viridiplantae; Streptophyta; Magnoliopsida; Poales; Poaceae
Product: RNA polymerase II subunit A C-terminal domain phosphatase SSU72-like
Exons: 4
Coding region: 112-714 (200 amino acids)
Biological process (GO): termination of RNA polymerase II transcription
Cellular component (GO): mRNA cleavage and polyadenylation specificity factor complex; nucleus
Molecular function (GO): RNA polymerase II CTD heptapeptide repeat phosphatase activity
Source: RefSeq, a predicted model, not a curated record
GCGCAUCGUCCCGAACCAGCCUCAGGUCAGAGCGCGGUCGAGAGAGAGAGAGAGCGGCCAGCGGCGAGCCUGACCCGACGGGACCCCUGCCUCGCCGGCGGCGGAGCCGAGAUGGUGGCUGCGGAGGGCAAGAGGUGGCGGUUCGCGAUGGUGUGCUCGUCCAACAUGAACCGGAGCAUGGAGGCGCACUCGCAGCUGGGGCGCGCGGGGCUCGACGUCGAGUCCUACGGCACCGGCACCCACGUCAAGCUCCCCGGGCCCUCCCUCCACGAGCCCAACGUCUACGACUUCGGCACCCCCUACGGCGCCAUCUACGACGACCUCCGCCGCAAGGACCCGGACCUGUACAAGAGGAACGGGCUGCUGCCAAUGCUGAAGAGGAACACCUCAGUGAAGCUGGCACCUCAGCGGUGGCAGGACAAUGCUGGCGAUGGGGUGUUUGAUAUGAUAAUGACAUUUGAGGAGAGGGUCUUCGACUUGGUUGUUGAAGAUAUGAAUAACCGUGAGCCAAAGCUGAUGAAGAGCGUGCCGAUAAUCAAUAUGGAUGUCAAAGAUAACCAUGAAGAAGCUGGUGUUGGGGCAAAGCUUGCUGUAGAGUUAUGCCAGAAGCUUGAAGCAAUUGAUGGCGACUGGGAGGAAAUUAUCGAUGACCUGAUUACUGGAUUCGAGAAGCAGCACAAGCGGAGGCUUGCAUACAGCAUUGCAUUCUACUAACUUGUAUAACUCCUGAGCGGGACUCAAGAGGCAGCAGUGGACGGUGGAUAACUCUUGCAUUCUAGCAAAAUCUGCACUGCAAUGAAGCAUCAACGUUGUGGCAGUGUCGCUCAGGUUCUCCCAUGCUGAAGAAUUAACUGGUAGCUGUUUUUCAUUGUGUUAUCAGUGUUGGAUGGUACAGAUGAUGCUGAUGUUGCAUGAAGCCAUCCUCUUGAUUCUUGAACUCCUCAUCCAAGUUGUAAUAUUGUUUAGAUUUGAGUCAUGAGUCUGGGUUCUGUUUGGAGUUGUUAGUAGGUAGUAGCAAAAUUCAGAAAGCAAAGCCAUGCAAACAGGACUUGCAUUUCUCGCUGCCUGACUGGCUAAAAAUCGCUUUGGAUGCAUUCAUGUAUUUUUCUGGUCACACGCUGCAGCAGAUUUCAAUGAUAUCAACAUUGAUGCCGACAGCUUUUCAUGUCA